This is a messenger RNA of Talaromyces amestolkiae, 387 nucleotides long. RefSeq lists its product as uncharacterized. The record is from RefSeq and is a predicted model, not a curated record. The transcript has 3 exons. Lineage: Eukaryota; Fungi; Ascomycota; Eurotiomycetes; Eurotiales; Trichocomaceae. The coding region runs from base 1 to 387 and encodes 128 amino acids.
AUGCAACUCCCGUCAAACCUCUCCCUCCUCCUCCCCUUAACCAUCCUCCUAACCACCGCCUCUUGCCAACUCCUCCCCGGCAUAACCGCAUCCCCCUCCCACGCACCAUCCAAACAAUCCAAAAUCGGACCCUGGAAAUGCGACCUCGCUCAAGAUGGAUCUGGUCUGCCGCAACAACCGUAUUGUUGCGAUGAGAAGUCGGUCAAGAGUCGGUAUCAGGAUGGGCGGAUCUUGGGGGUUACUGACUGUACUGCUGUCCCGGCGGAUCAGAAUGUGCAGUGUGCGGCGGCGGCGAAUGUGUGGUGUUGCUACUCGUUGAACGCUAGCGAUCCGAAUCAGGGUGCUGAAUGGGUGUGUACGAGCGUGGCUGAGUGGAAGCCUUCAUGA